GUAUCAGGUAUCAACAUGGUCAAGUAAUUUGAUCACCGGCUAUUGGGAGUGGCCGCAUGAUCAAGUCAAAACUCAAUUCUUACCUAACGUCUACCUGAUUCUCGGUCGGUCUUCGCAAUAUAAAUUCAACUCCGACCCUCAAAAACGUUCAGAAUCCAAAUUGAACUUCCAAUUUUCAUCUAAGGUUUGUCACCGAUUCCAAUUCUGGUUUGUUUUAAUGGCAUCCAAGAGAAUAGUGAAAGAGCUUAAGGAUUUGCAGAAGGAUCCACCUACUUCUUGCAGUGCAGGGCCAGUUGGAGAAGACAUGUUCCAUUGGCAAGCAACGAUAAUGGGUCCUACUGAGAGCCCAUAUGCAGGAGGUGUAUUCCUUAUAUCUAUUCAUUUUCCUCCAGAUUAUCCAUUUAAGCCACCUAAGGUUGCAUUUAAGACAAAGGUCUUCCAUCCCAACAUAAACAGUAAUGGAAGCAUAUGUCUGGAUAUUCUUAAAGAGCAAUGGAGCCCAGCACUUACUAUUUCCAAGGUUCUUCUCUCUAUAUGUUCUCUUUUGACUGAUCCAAACCCGGAUGAUCCCCUCGUGCCUGAGAUUGCUCAUAUGUACAAGACAGACAGAUCAAAGUAUGAGGCCACUGCUCGCAGCUGGACUCAGAAGUAUGCUAUGGGUUGAUUGUUCGUAUCCCCGCUUAAUCACAUCCGACACAAAUUAGUGGUGAAAAGCAUUGAGUUGUGCCUUUGUGAAUACUACAUAAAAAUUCUAUUGCUUUGUAUGAGCUAAGUACUAUCUAGUAUCUACUAGUUGCUUUUGGUGAGAUAUGGAUGUGUUUUAAGUGUUAGUAUGUUGAAGGAUAAUGGAUUAUGUUGCUCUCAUUGAUAACUAGUUCAAUGUCAGCCUGUUGAUUACAUUCUUGUGCUAA
Messenger RNA from Amaranthus tricolor (Joseph's coat), 911 nucleotides. RefSeq names its product ubiquitin-conjugating enzyme E2-17 kDa-like. Gene Ontology annotation, cellular component: nucleus. Gene Ontology annotation, molecular function: ubiquitin conjugating enzyme activity. Gene Ontology annotation, biological process: protein polyubiquitination. The coding region runs from base 218 to 664 and encodes 148 amino acids. NCBI's taxonomy places the organism in Eukaryota, Viridiplantae, Streptophyta, Magnoliopsida, Caryophyllales, Amaranthaceae. The transcript has 5 exons. The record is from RefSeq and is a predicted model, not a curated record.